Candidula unifasciata is the source of this 195-nucleotide messenger RNA. NCBI's taxonomy places the organism in Eukaryota, Metazoa, Mollusca, Gastropoda, Stylommatophora, Geomitridae. The record is from the annotation of a GenBank genome assembly.
CUGAAUCAAAGGGUGUCUGGUCUCGUAGAAGUGCACGGAACAGUCACAUCCAAGAACUCACUGCGCUGUGAUCAUCUUGUUACUUUCUCAGAAGAAGAAUCUCAACAGUUUGAUGUGGCCUUAUAUCAGAAGGCUAUAGAAUACACACACAGAUGCUCCAGUCUUUACAUACAAGGAGGGAUUAUGGAGGAUUGA